AGCUCUCUUCAAGCUCUCAAUUUAUCGACAUUUUCCUCAUUUUCUGUUGGAGUUUGAUGCCAUUUACUGUCUCUGCACAGAUCCAGUUGGUUUUUUUUUUUUGUUGGAUUUUGGAUUUUUGUGGACAUUGGUAACCAGAAGUUGAUGCUGUUUUCGUUUCUGUCAACACCGAUUUGGGAGAAGUUUUGCUUUUUUUCAUAAAUCAGUCCUACCCAUUACCAUUUCUGUUGAAUUUCAAUAGAAUUUGAUGCUUUUAGUGUUUCUGGAGCUGCCCAUUGUUGGAAAUUUUCUAAGGGUGCCUGUUAGUGGCUUUUUUUUUUCUUGGGUGUCUGUUAGAAUCAUAAAUCACUCCCACCCAUUUCAAGUUGUUUUGAAUUUCAUCAGAAUUUGAUGCUUUUAGGGUGUUUGUAGGUUACCCAAUUUGAGAAAUUUUCAAAGGGUGUCUCCUACUUCCCUUUUUUGGCUGUUGGGUUUUGAUUUGAUGAUAUAAAAUUCUUAUGUCGGGAGAUUAUUGUGGAAUUUGGAACUUUUCUUUAAAGAUUUAUUAUGGGAAAGAAAUUCAAAAAUGGUAUUGUGUAUUUUGAGAUCGAAUACCCAUUUGGUGAGUUUUGUUUUGUUUUUUCGUUUUUUUUAAUUAAUAGAUUUUUAUGACCAGAAUUCAGACACCCCAUUUGGCAAAAAAGUACUAUUAUUGUGUCUGCUGUAACCAUAAACCAGUCCUGCAAAUUUCCAUUUCUAAAUAAUUUCAGCAGAAAUUGAUGUUUUUUGGGGGUUUUUUCUAGAUACCCAUUACAAGAAAUUCCAAAGGGUGUUUGGUUUGGUGUGUUGAUUUGGAGCUUCCAAAGCUCUAAUGCUGAAAGGGUCAUUCUAGUUUUGCGCAUGGAAAUGGAAAAGAAGCUGUAGUAAUGAAAUUCAUGGUAUUGUGUUUUUUGAAGUUAUUGAGGAAAAAAGAGAAAGAAUCUACUUUCCAUUCUGCUAGUUUGGUGAGCUGUUAACUAAUGCCAUUCUUUUCUUCUUUGUCUCCUUUAUGCUCUGAAAGUUUCACUUUCUUGUCUGUGGGGCAUUUGAUAUUAUAGUAGGUUUGAUCUUAGGGUGGUUUUAAAGUAACCAGUUGGUGGAUGGAUGGUAGAUUAUAUGCCUGGUACAAGGGAUUUCCCUUUUCUUUGUGUAUGUGUGUGUGUGUUGGAUGCUGCUUCUGAUGAGGAUUUUGCUUUUGCUUUCCCCUCUAAGUAUAAAGCUGCCAUUGCUGUUUGUUCCUUGUUGAGUCUUGCAAGAAAUUACCAGCUUUUGUUAGUCAAACUUUGUGUCACUUUAGUUAGAGAUCUUCUUCUGUUUUGGGGUGGCUUGUGAUCGACCGUUCGAGAGCUGGGCAGUAGAAUUCGGAAGAGUUUUGAAGUGGGCGGUUUCUAUAGCUUGUUUUGAGGGGUUGUUUGGUUUUGGGAAAUGGGUGCAGGCAAUAAUGGUGAAUUUGGGUUGGAACAGAGAAAUCUGGAUUGUCAAUCUUUCGGGGUGUCUCCGCAGUUUGAAAAAGUUGGUGAAAUGACGAUGAACUCGGAUUCGUUCUUUGUUACCAGCUGGGAUCCGAUUGUUUCGAUGGUGGAGGAUAUUGGUUGUAAAGGGUCAAUGGGUUCUCAUCAUCAGACAGAUCUGGCUCCUUAUGAUGUUGGUAUGCUUGGAAGCCCCUCUCACCUUGUUGAGUAUCCAUCUGGUGCUGGUUUCGGGAAGCUAACUCAAAGAUGGGAGGGUUCUGAUCAUGGCAUGCCCAACCUAGAGCACCGCCCAAUUUCAGAUGACAGGAAUGUGGGGUCGUCGCCUACUGGGAAUAAGAGAAAAAGGAUGCCUGAGAGUCACACAAUCGACUCCCCUUCUCAACUCGACAGCAUUCAGAAAGAUGUUCCACAUGCUGCAACUGAAAGUUCGAAAGAGAGAGACGAAAAGAAACAGAAGAGUGAACAGAAUCCAAGCGCAAGCACACGGAAGCUGACCUCAAAACAAGCCAGGGACCAUUCCAAGAACGGGGAUUCUCCAAACGAAGAUUAUAUUCAUGUGAGGGCCAGGCGAGGCCAGGCAACCAAUAGCCACAGCCUUGCAGAAAGAGUGAGAAGAGAAAAGAUUAGUGAGCGAAUGAAAUUUCUUCAAGACCUUGUUCCGGGAUGCAAUAAGAUUACUGGCAAGGCAGUGAUGCUUGAUGAGAUUAUUAACUACGUCCAAUCACUGCAACGGCAGGUUGAGUUUCUGUCAAUGAAGCUUGCCGCAGUCAACCCGGAAUUGAACUUCAACAUAGAAAGGAUUCUCUCAAAAGAAAUUCUCUAUUCGCAAGGUGGUGGAUCUGCUGUUCUUGGAUUUUGCCAUGGAAUGAAUACCUCCCACCCUGAUUUGAAUGCACCAAUCCAAGGGGCCAUACAAUCAGAAAUGGGAAUCUGCAGUAUCGAGAAUUCAAGAAACAUGCUGAAAGCGACCAACUCCCAGUUUUCUGCCAUGGCUCAAAUACCAAAUGUAUGGGAUGGUGAGCUUCAAGGCAUUGUUCAGAUGGGCUUCGGCUUCAACAUUCCUCCUGACAGUCAUGAACUGCAUGGUCGCAUGAAGGCGGAGCUUUGAAUUGUUUUGGGGACAAAACAUCCAUCCUGUCUAACAGAUGUGCAUUGCAGGUCGAUCAAUGUUAAAUCGAUCAAUGUCAAGUGUGCUUACCCAUCUAGCCUGAUAUCGAUUUCCAAUAGAGGGCUCGUUAGUUGAUAACAGUUCAUAGCGAAAGAUUUCAUGACUCGCUCCAAAAAGAAAUGAGAACUUGUGGAUUGUAUAGUCCACAUCUCCUAACCCUUCGUUCUUCGACUUUUAUCAGAAGAAAUGACUUGACAGAUUGAGACCCAUGUAUAGAUAGUCUAAGAGAACAUAGGAGAUUGUUCUGAAGUUUAAAGAAAUGGGUGUUAAAAAAAAGGGGAAAAAAAAAAAAAAAAACUGCUAUGUGUGUGAUUACAAAAAGAUGCCUUUCAAAGUUCGAGUUGAGAUUGGAAAUGGAGUUCUUGAUUUGGGAUUUUGUCAGUUGAGUUUCAAUUGUCCUGAUGAAAUUUGGGUUCAUCGUUUUGAGUGUAAAAACUUCAUGGUGUUGAAUUUGCUGAUAUAAAUCUUUUCUUUUCUUUUCUUUU
Molecule: messenger RNA, 3143 nt
Organism: Magnolia sinica
Lineage: Eukaryota; Viridiplantae; Streptophyta; Magnoliopsida; Magnoliales; Magnoliaceae
Product: transcription factor bHLH74-like
Exons: 8
Coding region: 1444-2598 (384 amino acids)
Biological process (GO): regulation of DNA-templated transcription
Cellular component (GO): nucleus
Molecular function (GO): DNA-binding transcription factor activity; protein dimerization activity
Source: RefSeq, a predicted model, not a curated record